Molecule: messenger RNA, 1695 nt
Organism: Necator americanus (New World hookworm)
Lineage: Eukaryota; Metazoa; Nematoda; Chromadorea; Rhabditida; Ancylostomatidae
Exons: 16
Coding region: 1-1695 (564 amino acids)
Biological process (GO): protein depalmitoylation
Cellular component (GO): endosome membrane; plasma membrane
Molecular function (GO): palmitoyl-(protein) hydrolase activity
Source: RefSeq, a predicted model, not a curated record
AUGGUGGAGGAAGAAGAAAAAACUAGCAGUUCAGCGCAAUCAGGCAAACACCUCCUGGAUGAGAAAACUUCUCCCAUUCCUGUAUUGUCCUUUUCCAAUGAAAAUGAGAAAAUAAAUGAAGUAUUACCACGAGAAUAUACUGCAGAAAAUACUCAACAAUCAUCUCUACGAAAAGUGAUCAGAAAUGAAAUAAUAGAAACAAGUGAUUAUUCGGGACAAAAAAUCACUGCGGAUACCAAUAGCAGAUUGGGAAGAGCGGGUGAAGAUUAUGGUGAUAGAAAUGAGAUCCAUCCAUCUGCAAUGACAAACGAAACACAAGAAUCAGGAACGGAUCAGGAUUUUAACGUUCACGAAUCAGAGGCGAGCAAAGAAGGAAGCAAAGACGGAAGUAAAGAGGGAAGCAAAGAAUAUGGAAUAGGUUUCAAACUGAAUAAGAAAAACAACAGUGUAGAACAGACGCAAAUCGAUUCGGAAGAGCCAAAAACGUGCCGAAAAAUGUCACUCCGAGCGACACUUGUGCAUGCUAAGACUCGCAUUGGUACUCACGCUGACGACCGCACAAUCAGAGGUGAAAGGGGAUUCCUGAAAAGUAUCGAAAAACAUAAAAAUCGUCGUUUGGAGAGGUUAUGCAUUUGUCCUGUAACCAAAUGGCUCUUGUUCAAGGAAAGAAUUAUGCGUCUCAACAUUUCCUUGGUUAGAGUGAAGCGCUUUUUUUGGAUUAUCUGUUGUCCUCCACUCUGCUACAUUAUGCCUCAGGUAGCAUUUUGGCCUCCUCCAAAUGAAUAUUUCUUUUACAUCGAUGACGGUCCUCCAAGAAUAAAAAAAGAUGUAGAAGGUCACAAGGAGGCUGUGGAAAUCGCGGAACGAAAGAAGAAGUUCUUCAAAGUUUUUCAUGCGAACAAGAAAGCAUCAGAACGGCUCGAUUGGCGAAUUGGACAUAAGCAUCCAUGCGCCGAUGAUAUUGAUAACGUUGAAGCAUUCGUUGUGAAAACGAAGAAAAACAAUUACAUCGCAUGCGUGCGGAUCCGAUCUCCGGGAAUAAGUAGAUAUUCGAUAUUGUACUCACAUCCUAACGCUAGUGAUUUAAGUGAUCAUCUUAUGGGAGUUCCGAAUCUGCAGGAUUUGGCAAGUUACGUACGAUUUCACAAAUGUGACGUGUACUCUUACGAUUACAGUGGAUAUGGAAUUAGUUCUGGUCAUCCGAGUGAAUCGAACCAAAAAGCUGAUAUAAGAGCUGUUUAUGAUCAUAUGCUUUGUGAGCGAUCUUUAAAACCCAAACAAAUAGUUCUUCUUGGAUAUUCGAUAGGUUGCUUUGCCUCAAUACACCUGGCAUGUUCAAUUCCUGAACCUCCGGCCGGGAUUAUUUUGCAAGCACCUCCUACGUCACUGAUCAGAGUAUUGCUAUGGGAAAGAGCUUGCCUUAAGCAGCCUUUCAAGGAACAUUCAUGCUGUGCGGAUCGUUUUUCUAUCUAUGAACAAAUCUGUAAUGUCCGAAUUCCUGUGCUCGUAAUUCAUGGAGAAGAUGAUCGAACUGUACCUCUUGUACAUGGAAAAGCUAUUUGUGAAAGAGCAGUGAAUCGAGCUUCUCCUCUCUGGCUGAGAGCUAAUCAUGACAACAUCGAAAAUUGUCGUGAAACAUGGAUACGCAUCAGAAAUGAGAUGAAAAAAAUGUCCGAACCGAAAGAAGAAUUGUAA